Messenger RNA from Schistosoma rodhaini, 1519 nucleotides. The record is from the annotation of a GenBank genome assembly. NCBI's taxonomy places the organism in Eukaryota, Metazoa, Platyhelminthes, Trematoda, Strigeidida, Schistosomatidae.
AUGAACGAUGAUAUCCUAUGUUUACGAUUCCUCAACACACAUAUUGCUCCAUUUAUUGUCAUUCUUGGUAUAAUUGGUAAUGUACUAUCGAUUAUUGUAUUAAGAAAUCGACGUAUGAAAUCACCAGUUUCAAUUUAUUUAAUCAGUUUAUCAGUAUUUGAUAUAUUACUAUUGGUUUGUGCUGUUGUAUUAUUUUUUGAAUAUCCUUUUGCUGAAGAAGAGAAUUCAUCAUUUUUACCAUAUAUGCAGAAUUCCUCAACAGAAGAUUAUUUUAGUACAUUAAAUAAACUAGUAAACAAGACAAUUGAUAAUACGAAAAUCAAUAAUAUCACUACAGCACAUCGUAUUUAUGCACUUAUUCAAGCACAUUUCAUUUAUCCAAUUGCAUUAACAGCACAAACUUCUGCAAUAUGGAUUACAGUUAGUUUAACCGUUGAACGAUAUAUUGCUGGAUGUUAUCCAUUACAUGCAAAUGUAUUAUCAUCUGUACCAAAAUCACGUUUAGUUGUAUGCUGUUGUAUGAUAUGUGCAAUUGUUUAUAAUAUACCAAGAUGGUUUGAAAUUACAACACAAUCUGUAAAUAUAACUGAAUCCAAUUUGUCACAAUAUUCAAUACAAUACGAUUGGCAUUCAAUAUUUCGUCUUGUAUAUUAUACAUGGGGAUAUAUACUAGUAAUGUUUCUAUUACCAUUAAUUGCCUUAUUAGUAAUGAAUAUUCGUUUAAUGUAUGCAUUACGUAGAUCUGAUUUUGCUCUAUGUAAACCAUUACAAUCAACCCAAUACUUGAAUACUCCACAUAGUAGUACCAAUACAAUAGUUGAUGUUAAUUCCAAUAUAUAUACAAAAACGUCUACAAUAUCAAACAAAUCUAUUACUAAGCCAUUUCUAAUAAGAUUUCAACGAAGUGAUCAUUGUAAAUCAUGUAAAUCAUUAAAAACUCCAUUAACAUUAUAUGGUCCAACACGAUUAGCAAUACAAGCAGAUAAAAGUAUAACACGUAUGAUUAUUGUUGUUGUCGGUGUAUUUAUAGCAUGUCAAUUACCAGCAUUAAUAUUUAAUAUUUAUUUUGGUAUUGUAUCACCAAAAGUAUUACCAUAUGGUUGGUGUGCAUUAUCAGAAUUACGUAAUUUUUUAGUUGUAGUUAAUUCAAGUGUAAAUUUUAUUGUUUAUUGUGUAAUGGGUGCUAAAUUUCGUCGAAGUUUUAUACAUGUCAUUACACCAUGUUGGGAAAUUAAAUUAACUAAUACUACUACUAAUAAUAAUAAUAAUACAAGAAAACCUACUGUCCGGUUAAUUACUUUACGAUCAGAUGUAACUGAACUUUAAUGUAUUAUUCCAAUUCUUUUUUUUUUAAUAAUUUGUAUAUUUCCCUUCAUUCGUAUUUCUUAUAAACAUACUUUUCUUUAUAUGGAAAUGAAGUUAGCAUUGAUAAUAUAUGUAAAAAUGAAUAGAAAGUAUUAAUACAGAUUUAUAUAAGUUAGUAUCAGAAGGGGUUUUUUGUGAAGAUUUAGUAUUUUCA